AUGAUCCACGUUGUUGGCGCCCCGAUGGCCGGCUACCGGCUGGAGUUUAAGCGGAACUAUGCGAUCAACUUAACCCUGCAGCUAUAUACCAGACUUGCGAUCGGGCAAAUCGACUCUCAACACAUUGUUCCAGAUUCGGAUCCUCAGGCCCCGCUGGUCACAGACUCCUCCCCGAAGUGUGCAAUUGAAGUUGCAGCGACGCAGAUUCCUCCACCAGCAAUUAGCCAAAACUUCCUGGCUCCUGUCAAUGAUACCACCAACAGAAGGUGCCAAGAAUGGACAAUGGACUAUGUACACUGUCUAGUCCACCAUCAAUAUCUCAAUGAAAAUGCGAUCCAGAUUGUUCAGUCUGCACGCGAUCCUCCAAAUCACGGUGUUGGCUUGAACCCGGUUGGCGGCGGGCGUGGUCGAGGCAGGGGUCAGUGAACUCGGAAUUUGCGCAUAAUUGGAUGUGAAAUGAAAUGCCAUAAUUGUUACUGUUGAUUGUGAUACUGGGCUGGCCCUGUUUGAAUUUGAAUCAUGUUGCUUAUUUUUGUUUUCUGAUAUGAGCUACUGCGGAGUUUCAACUGGUCAACGAGGCCCUUAUUAGUAAAUCCCAUUUUUCAUUUUGGUUUCUGGCAUUUAGCAAUUGUUUCUCUGGUCAAUCAUCAGUACAGGGUGAAGCACACUCGAGUACAUAGCUUAUGAAGGAUAUUGGAAAGAAAAGCUCGGUAAAUGAUCAUGACAAAUGUAAUUUAGAAGGCUAAGUACAACAUCAAUACUUACACUGCUCCAAUCUGCAGCACAUAUUCACCAAAAGCAGCAAACUCAGGCUCGUACGCAGUUAAGAAUUUGGGAAUCCAAACAUUGCGCCAUUCC
Messenger RNA from Blastomyces gilchristii SLH14081, 858 nucleotides. RefSeq lists its product as uncharacterized. Lineage: Eukaryota; Fungi; Ascomycota; Eurotiomycetes; Onygenales; Ajellomycetaceae. The record is from RefSeq and is a predicted model, not a curated record. The transcript is spliced from 2 exons. The coding region runs from base 1 to 426 and encodes 141 amino acids.